Penicillium longicatenatum is the source of this 2019-nucleotide messenger RNA. Its product is annotated as aspartate--tRNA ligase MSD1. The transcript is spliced from 3 exons. Gene Ontology annotation, molecular function: aspartate-tRNA ligase activity; ATP binding; nucleic acid binding. Gene Ontology annotation, biological process: aspartyl-tRNA aminoacylation. NCBI's taxonomy places the organism in Eukaryota, Fungi, Ascomycota, Eurotiomycetes, Eurotiales, Aspergillaceae. The coding region runs from base 1 to 2019 and encodes 672 amino acids. Gene Ontology annotation, cellular component: mitochondrion; cytoplasm. The record is from RefSeq and is a predicted model, not a curated record.
AUGUUGAGUGCGGGCGUCCUGCCAUUGCGGCUUCGCUCGAGCUUUACGAUUUCCUCUUUGAUUCGGGGCUCUCGGCCAAUACCAUGUGUACGAUCCCUUGCGGCGUCGCGGCGUUUCCACCGUCCGACUUGUCUCCGAGAGCAACAGUCGGAGCUUCCUAGCUUCUUGGAGGCCUAUAAGAAAGCGGUUGAAUUUCCUCCUGCUACCCAUGACUUCGAAUCGUUCUUCUCGCAGGCCGAGCCCAACACCGAAGUCGUCCUGCAUGGAUACCUAGGCCAUAGAUCAGAUCUUUCAAAGAAGCUCUCCUUUGUCCGUCUGACGGAUCCGACAAUGAAACACAGCUUGCAGGUUGUUGCAUUUGCCAAGAACGAGGCCUUCGAACAGCUCAAAUCGCUCAACGUUCACAGCCCCGUCGCAGUGCGCGGGACAGUCCAAAAGAAGAAGGCAAAGCCUACUGAGGGAGAUAAACCUGCUGAGGAUACCUGGGAGCUUGCAUUGGAAGAGAUUCAUUCUCUAAAUGAUUUCCCCAAAGAGAUUAUCAUGACGCCGGAGACAGUAUUUUCGCCCGAGCACCGGUACCUUCAGCUCCGUUCGGAUGCACAGUUACGUGAUGCGCUGAGGUUCCGCGCUCAGGCCCAUAAUAUCUGCAAGCAGGAGUUGGAGCAGACCCAGCCGCCAUUCACAGAGAUUGAGACUCCGUUGCUGUUUAAGUCCACGCCAGAGGGUGCCCGCGAAUUCUUGGUUCCCACUCGCCGGGCUGGAUUGGCUUAUGCCUUGCCUCAAAGCCCGCAGCAGUAUAAGCAGAUUCUGAUGGCUAGCGGAUUGCCCCGAUACUUCCAGUUCGCGCGCUGUUUCCGGGAUGAGGAUCUUCGCGCGGAUCGUCAGCCUGAAUUCACCCAGCUAGAUCUCGAGAUGUCAUUCGCGAAGGGCGAAGAUGUGAUGCGUACAGUUGAAGGAGUUAUUCGACGCCUCUGGUCCACUCUGAUGACAGACCCUGCCCCGGAGGGCCCUUUCCGCAGAGUUUCAUACCAAGAGGUCAUGGCCCGCUAUGGAUCUGACAAGCCAGACACCAGAUACGGCAUGGAAAUUAUUAAAAUUGACCACUUGCUACCCGUUGACCUUGUUGGCAAGAUUUCGGACUUGAAUGACCCAAUUGUCGAGGCCUUCAAGCUCGAGGGCAACGAAAACAACCCAGCCGAAACACACCAGUUUAUCAGCCAGUUCCUCGACUCCCCAGCAGGUGCUCCAUUUAACAACAACCCCGACGGUGGGCCAGGUGUCUUCGUAUAUAAUGGCAAGCAGCCACUCUGCGGCCUACAGCCUUUCGGCUUCGAAGCCGCCGAGCAAGUCGAAGAACUUCUGGAUCCGGACCACGGCGACCUAAUUAUCCUGCAAGCCCGUCCUCGCGCCCCCUUCUCUGGCGGCUCUACACCAAUCGGUGACCUCCGACGCGCUCUCCAUGCCUUCGCUGUCUCAUCAGGCUUCAAGCCCGCUCCUACCGGCUUCGACUUCAUGUGGGUCGUAGAUUUCCCUCUCUUCUCCCCUUCAUCCGACACAGAGCCUGGCCAAGGUGGUGCAGCCGGCCUUUCAUCCACCCACCACCCUUUCACCGCACCCAAGACCGCUGCCGACGUGGAUCUCCUCCUGACAGACCCCUCCAAAGCGGUCGCAGACCACUACGAUCUCGUCGUCAACGGCGUCGAGCUUGGUGGCGGUAGUCGACGUAUCCACGACGCUGCUGUGCAGGAGUUCAUCUUCCGUGAUAUUCUGCAGAUGCCAGCCGAGCGUCUCGGGGACUUCUCGCAUCUGCUUGAUGCUCUGCGCGCGGGCUGUCCGCCCCAUGCUGGUUUGGCGCUGGGAUUCGAUCGCCUGGUUGCUGUCAUGCUGGGUAAGGAGUCUGUGCGGGAUGUGAUUGCUUUUCCUAAGACUGGUAAGGGUGGUGAUGAUGCUAUGGUUCGGGCGCCUAGUCCUAUGACGGCUCAAGCGUUGGAGACAUAUCACUUGCAGUUGCGGAAGUAG